Fopius arisanus is the source of this 2385-nucleotide messenger RNA. RefSeq lists its product as uncharacterized. The transcript has 10 exons. Gene Ontology annotation, cellular component: membrane. The coding region runs from base 344 to 2257 and encodes 637 amino acids. Gene Ontology annotation, biological process: transmembrane transport. Lineage: Eukaryota; Metazoa; Arthropoda; Insecta; Hymenoptera; Braconidae. Gene Ontology annotation, molecular function: monocarboxylic acid transmembrane transporter activity. The record is from RefSeq and is a predicted model, not a curated record.
CGCCCGUUUCCAUACGAGCCACCGGUGAUCUGUGGGCUUCCAUUGUCGAACGAGAAUCUUUUAUUGGCCGGAAAGAGCGACUGAGAGCUACGUAAGAAAGACUUGAAGCAAACAGUCGGUGUUGGACAAUUAGUCCAUAGUGGGGAGCUUCAGUUACUCCACGCUGUGCAUUUGACACACAUUCAACGGAUGUGCUUAACUUGGAGAAUGUCGUGUUUUAUAGUGAAUUAAAUUGUAUUCAAUGGUCAACAAUAUCCAAUCGGUGGAAAAUUCAUGAAGAAUCUAAAUAAUCUGCGUUGAACCGGUUUCUCUUAAAUUUUAACACACUAUUUUUGCUUUUAACAUGCGUGGAGAAAGGACUGGAAGAAGAGGUCAUGGGAAUGAGAGAGAAAGUGAGACAUUCAUUCCACCUGAUGGUGGGUGGGGGUGGAUGGUGGUUUUGGCAUGUGCAUUAAAUAAUUUAGUAAUGGUUCCACUGAUAACCGGAAUGUCUCUGAUCUUCAAAGAUCUCUUCAAAUACUUGCAGUUUCCAGAACGCGAUGCGUCAAUUAUCAUGAAUACAAAUAUGUCUUUCGGGAUGCUCAUGGGUUUAACUCAUGGCCCACUCCUGCGAAUGUUUGGAUACAGAAAAAUUGCACUCUCUGGAUCAAUCAUGUUUGUUUCCGGUCUCUUGAUGACUUCAAUAUCCCACAAAUUCACGCACUUCAUGGUUUCUCACGGAUUCAUAACAUCUUUUGGAAUCAGCUUAACGAUGGCGGCAUUUUCCCUGGCGAUAAACACUUAUUUCCUCGAGAGGAGAGGUCGUGCUAUGGGUGUUGCUAUGACAAUAACUGGACUGGGGCCUAUAAUAAUGCCCCAAAUCAUUACAAUUUUAUCGCAUAAUUAUCCAGCUCAGCAUGCGAUAUUUAUUCUGGCGGCGAUAGGUCUCCACACGAUUGUGGCAUCUCUAUUGCUCCAGCCGAUAAAAUGGCACUUGAAACGUGUGGCUCUUGAACCCAAAGAUGAAGAUAAAGAACGGCAAAUUGUAACCAUCGAAAAUCUCAAGCCUGACUCCAUAGUCACUGAGAAGUUCGAACGGAAAAGAACAAUCUCUGUAUCAAGUUUGAAUGGAGAUCCUCGUAAUUCCGAUCUUCAGACUCUGGAGAUUACAGAAGAGACGAAAAAGACUCAAAUCAUCAGCGUGCGACGUGACUCUGUCCCAUCUAUGCGUGAUGGAAAAUCCAGUAUUCGGCAGUUUCAAUCUGUCCAGAAUGUCAGAUGUACACAGCCUGAGGAAAGUAGAACGAGACAUCAUUCUCACAAAUGGUGGAGCACAGGAAAAAAUCUCAAUGCCCCGAAUGUCGGUAGCUGUCCCAUGCUAGUCGAUGAACCGCUGUUUCCUCGGGUAACAACAGCCACCGCGCUGAAAGAAUACCAGAAAAUUGAAAAAAAAUUAAACGGAAUGGAUGAGGAUCACAAGGAUGAUGAUAAUAAACUCGUACUGAAAGAAUUAAGUUCUCAAGUCUCGCCAGAGUUAACUGGGAUUGUCAAAAAUGGGGAGCAACAUACCGUACAUUUCACAAAGACGAAAAAAAAUAGGGGUGAUAAUGGUUGCUGUGCUUGUCUAACUGGACUAGUAAAAUUUUUCGACCUACGUCUCCUCUGCGAUCCCAUCUACGUCAAUAUAAUGUUAGGCAUGUCAAUAGCAACAUUCGCUGAGAUAAAUUUUGCCAUUCUACUACCAUUCAUACUGGAAGACAUAAAAUUUGAAACGAGCGAAACAGCGGCAGUAAUGACGACCACUGCAGCUGUUGACCUUUUGAUGCGAGGUCUAGCCCCAUUUGUGGGAGAGCGAGUGCGCCAGACACCCAGGGUGAUGUACCUACUCAGCCUAGCAAUGCUCAUCGCCAGUAGAUCAAUUCUCGUGUACGCAAGUAGUUUUACAGCAAUGAUGAUAAUGGCCAUUGGUAUUGGAUUCGCCAAGGGGUUCAGGUCUGUCUUUAUGUCUCUGAUUGUGCCAAGUUAUAUUCCCAUUGAGAGACUGGCUGAUGCCACUGGAAUUCAGAUGGUCGUUAAUGGACUUGUGCUUAUGGUUUUGGGACCAUUCAUAGGUGUCAUCCGUGAAUUACGAGGGAGUUACGACCUCUGUGUAGUCCUUAUAAACAGCAUGACAAUGCUCACAAUAAUAAUGUGGAUCCUGGAAUGGCUGUUAGGCCGUCUCUUCAGAAAUCAUCGAAAACCUGAGGAGCAGUAUCAAGAAGUAGCACUUGCUGAGUGACUUAAAUACUCACCCCCAAAGUAUUAAACUCCUCUCAAUGAAAAACAGCAAAUAAACUCUGCGUAAAGAGGAAGAAGAAAUAAUAGUCAUGUAUUAUAUUAUUUUUACAUAAAACUUGAAUUUACUGU